GAUAGUUAAACAGUACAGAAUAGCAAAUGGUUAUAAGAAAAGAAUCACAAUGGCGGAGUAUAUGCGGAAGGAUAAGGACUUGAAUAGACGAUAUUAUAAUGAUAAAAACGCGAGCAAUUACAAUUUGGAAAAUGUAGCUAUGAUUGAUGACAAAAGUUUACCGGAUCUAUUAAUGCAUUUGGGCACUCUAGAUAAGAUAAAUGACGACUGGAAGGGAAAAUCGUUCACUUCUUUUGAAGUAAAUCUUUUCAUAAAAAUUUUCAAAAAACAAGACAAAAAAGGUGUUAAAAACGAAGGUGAAAGAAAAGUUGAAGGCCAAGACAAAGGCGAGGCAAACGGCCUUCAUACCCGUGUUGAAUUAGUGAGCCUAAUAGACGACGAUUCAUUCCUAGAACCGAAACAUGAAGAGGAAACAAAGAAUGAAUUUAAUGAUGGAGACUCAAUUAACGCACUAUUAUUCUUGAAUGAAGGUGAAAGCGAAGGUGAAGGCCAAGCAGUAGGCGAAGGAGAAGGCAAAGGCGAAGGCAAAGGCGAAGGCAAAAGUGAAGGAAGGGACAAAGGCCAAGACAAAAGCGAGCCAAACGGCCUUCUUACCCAUGCUGAAUUAGUGAGCCUAAUAGACGAAUAUUUAAACCUAGACCCUGUAUUUGAGGAAAACAUAAAAAAAGAAUUUAAUGAUGGAGAUUCGAUUAAUGCACUGAUGUUCUUGGCGACCAUAUUAAAACAUAAACCGAAUGGUAAAGGUCUAGACAUGGCACUGCUAAGCAAAUGUUCCGAUUUGUAUAUAUUGUUUGAAGUUAACUUGCCUAAUGAAAGCCUAAAUGACUUAUUUCUAUCGUUCAAAAUCGUUUCCGAUGAAUAUGUGGGGCUAUUAAGGUUCGAUCACGUCCAACCCCCCGCUAAUGAGUUGCAAGAGCUACUAGUCUUUGUGUCGGAAUAUAAUAAGGAAGUCGAUGAAAAUGAAAAUUUGCAGCGUUUCACUUCUCUUGAUGUUAGACAUAUGAUUGAGGAGUUCUCUUUGUACGACUUAGACAGUAACGGUGUGCUCAGCUAUAACGAAUUUUUCCCGCUUGCUAGAAAUUACAAAAUAACAGAAGAUCUUUUAAUUACAUCCCCAAUAUCGGAACUUAAACUACUCGUUAAGCUAUACCGCCUCUCGCAAUCAGAAAAAAUCAAAUAUGAGGUGAAUGAUAAUCAUGAUGCAAACGGUUCAAUGACCACUACUACGUUCUUUUACUUGAAAUUCUAUUUACGUAUUCGACAAUUAAAGGAAGAAGAAAAACAGAAAAUAUUAAUUGAAAUACGAAAAGAAGAAGAGGAAAAGAAAAAAUUAAAUGAAAAAAGAAAAGAAAUGAUCGCAAUGGCAGAAAAACAAGCCAUUGAAAAUGCAAGGGCUGCUGAAGAAAUUAACCCCGGCCUUUAUGAAAGGGUUCAUCGGAGUUUUAAAAUAGUAUUGAGCAAAGAAAGACGCUGA
This is a messenger RNA of Adelges cooleyi (spruce gall adelgid), 1474 nucleotides long. RefSeq lists its product as uncharacterized. Lineage: Eukaryota; Metazoa; Arthropoda; Insecta; Hemiptera; Adelgidae. The transcript has 10 exons. The record is from RefSeq and is a predicted model, not a curated record. The coding region runs from base 50 to 1474 and encodes 474 amino acids. Gene Ontology annotation, molecular function: calcium ion binding.